AUGUCACCCAAGCAGUUCUAUCUCCUCGGUGAGGCCGUGUCCUCUGCCCGCCAAGUCGAAGUCGAUGCUUCGCAGGACCUCGACGCCCUCAGGCAGCUCGUCGCCGCCCACUUUGCCAUUGUCGAGCCCAGUGGCAUCGACUUCCUCGUCGCCGAUUCACAACUCACCGAGUUGUCCGACCUUCUGGCCGUCAACGAGCCCAUUGGCAUCACCAUCGAUGGCCAACAAGUGCGCGCUGCUCCUGGACCCAAGGGCCUUCCUUACGUAGGAAACUUCUUCGAAGUCUACCCCGACCACCUGGGCAACCACCAGCGCAUGUUCGAGACGUAUGGCCCGCUGUUCCAGACGACCAACAUGGGCCGCACCGUGUACCAGACCAACGACCCGGCCAUCUCUGCCAUUGCCUUCGCCGAGAGCGACUUCUUCACCAAGAAGAUCACCGAGGAUCACCCGCUGUACGGCAUUAAGAACCAGGAGGCCGGUGUGUUCCUUGGCGACACGGACCAUCCUGCGUGGAAGGCCGCCCAUCGCUUCCUACCGCCCGCUCUGGGCCCGAAGGCCGUUCGCCACUAUGCACCAACUAUGCAGAAGACGGUUGAGGAUGCGUUCCGCGUCUUCGACGAGCUCGACCGCCGCGACGAGGCGUUCAACGUCUACCAGUACAUGCUGAAGCUGGGCUCGCAGGCCGUCGGCAAGCUUGUCCUGGGUAUGGACUUCAGCCACUUCGACGAGGUCGAUGCUCCGCUGCACGAGAUGAUCCGUCUGAUCGCCGAGAUGCUGUCGCUGAACAAGAAGGUUACGUCGCGCGGCAAUUGGUACGCUGCGCUGCCAUUCGGAGACCCGAAGCGCCUGCGCGACAUGAGGGCCCGUAUCGAGGAGUUGAUCUAUGAGUCGGUCAGGAAUGCCGAGAGUGGUGGUGUUGAGGACCUGGAGCUGCAGGACGCGGCGCUGAAGGCCAACAACAUGAUCGACUACGCCAUCCGCGCCGUGGACAACAAGGGCGAGAAGAUGCCCAAGGAGACGUUGGUGCCGUCCCUUCUGGUGGCAACGGGUGCUGGUUUCACCACGACGAGCUCGCUGCUGUCGUGGUUGAUCUACAGUAUGGUGACCUAUGAGGGGGUUCAGGACAGGCUCCUACAGGAGCUUGUCGACCACGGCUUCACCGAUGACACGCAGAUUACCGCCGACCUGACGAACGAGCUCACUUUCCUCGACAAGUUUAUCAAGGAAACGCAACGUCGCCACAACCCAAGCUUCCAGCCCGGCCGUACCGCCAAGACGGACCUCAUUCUGCCUGGAGGAUACAAGAUUCCCGAGGGAUCCAUUGUAAUUCCCGCUCUUCAUGCGCUGCACAACAACGCCGACAUCUGGGACAACCCCUACCGUUUCGACCCUGACCGCUGGGACACGGAUGCGGUCAAGAACCGCCCCAAGGGCUCGUACAUUCCCUUCGCCAUGGGCCAGCGCAUGUGCAUCGGCUUCAACUUCGCCCUCCAAGAAAUCAAGGUCUUCCUGCCCAAGCUGGUGUGGCGCUACCGCUUCACGCGCGAGGGCAACGAUGCCGUCCAGUACGACCCCAUGUUCCAGCUCAUCCGUCCCAACAACCUGUACGUGCGCGCCGAGCGCCGCGAGAAGUGGCCGGCGCGGUCGGAGCGGGAGGACUCGCCCAUGGCGGCGUAGAGGAAGAAUAAGAUGGUGCUAGAGAGAAGAGGUGGAUAUACCAUGUAUAAUUAGGGGCUUGAUUGGGUUUCUUUCAAGUGGACAGCUUAGGGAGUACCGCCGUAUGGGCGUGCGGGUUCAUGAUAACCAGUAGAUUAGAAGAGAUGGCGUUGGGUAUGGGAUAUCAG
Molecule: messenger RNA, 1847 nt
Organism: Aplosporella prunicola CBS 121167
Lineage: Eukaryota; Fungi; Ascomycota; Dothideomycetes; Botryosphaeriales; Aplosporellaceae
Exons: 3
Coding region: 1-1680 (559 amino acids)
Molecular function (GO): iron ion binding; monooxygenase activity; oxidoreductase activity, acting on paired donors, with incorporation or reduction of molecular oxygen
Source: RefSeq, a predicted model, not a curated record